AUGAGCUCUUCCAACAACCAAGCAUCCCAGGCUCUCAACGACAAGCAGCAGAGACAGUACCAGUGUCUUUGCAUUUUGCUUCAGGCUGUCAACGAGACUUGCAAACGCAGGAGCGAUAUCAGAUACUCCUCCGGAAAGAGUCGCAGCUAUGCCCUCUUGACCGAAUUCCAGAAGACCAUGUGCAAAAUCGCACAAAUUCUCGAUAAUGAGAAGGGUGGCGAUUCUGCCACAGCGCUUAUUGUUGCGAAAGGGGCUGCGUGGGACCAGACUACGUUUUUGCUUCAAACUUCAAGAAAAGCACCUGAACUCGAAAGAGCAAAGUCGUUUUCUCUCCGACCUCCUCGAGCACUGCAAAAGAAAGUCUUUGAUCGUAUUCUUGAGUUCAACUUUCUCAGAUUCGAUGCAUACCUCAACGGACUGGACACUGCUUUGCAGUCUUGCAUCGAUGACUGCGAGAGAUCACAGGACCCUAACAGGUCCAGCGAUGUGGCUCAGUUGCAAGCUAUCAAACACAAGUCCCUUUUUCCUCGCGACAUGACGUCUUCUACUAACUCUAAAAACAAAUUUUUCCGUGACUGCGAAGAUCUUAUCAAAGCUGUAAAUAAUAGCCAAAUCACCGGAAUAGAUAAAGUUUUCGACAAGUACAUCGGCACUACCGAGCCAGCAAUCUCGUAUCAAUGGAGUCAGCUGCGCCAUCAUCUUGGCCGUCUUCAUUCAUUCCGUCAAGCUUCCGAGGCCAUAAUCGAUGCUUCCACAAAGUGGCCCUCGUUAUUCAAAAACUUCACUGUUAAUUACAUUCCAUCAUCUCGUCUCCAAAGGUUCACUGGCAUCAACGGACUGCACGCUUCGCCAACGGAGACUAUUCAGGCUGCUUUUCCAGGUCAAGACCUAUCAUAUUACCAAGACGACAUCGCGGAACUUCGCAGAUACGGCUUGGAUGAACAAAUCCAGGAACAGGAGCUUAAGUUUCCAUCGAAGACUCUGGUUCACUGCGAAGCGAAUUUGCACAGUCAUCUUAUCACCGCUGGAAAAACCCGACCUUGCGACUUCUGGGACGACGUCAUGUUUAUCGCUACCAGCAAGCCUCCGUGUAGGCUCUGCUAUUACUAUUUUCAAGACGGUGACAAUGACUUUCAAGUACAAUCGUCCCAUAUGAACCUUUACCCCCGAUGGCGGCUCCCCGACAUUGUUGAUUCCAAUGAUGAAGCAAGCAUUCUGCAUCGUGAGGAGCUGAUAGAAGAUAUAUUCGAGCAUAUGCAGGGCAGUAUACUAAGUGUGUUACAAGAGAAAUUCCCUCAGUGGAAACGAAAUGAUUCUCGUACAGACUCACGAGGCUGUACAGAUAUUCGAGAGGGUGCGGAUAGCAGAACUCCAACUGGCGAACACUACAUGCAACCCCCGGUCAUGGAUGAUGACGGUUAUGUGAAGGACAUUUACACUGAUACUUUUGGUCUUGCCCAUUGA
Messenger RNA from Fusarium verticillioides 7600, 1464 nucleotides. RefSeq lists its product as hypothetical. NCBI's taxonomy places the organism in Eukaryota, Fungi, Ascomycota, Sordariomycetes, Hypocreales, Nectriaceae. The transcript is spliced from 4 exons. The record is from RefSeq and is a predicted model, not a curated record. The coding region runs from base 1 to 1464 and encodes 487 amino acids.